Messenger RNA from Sinocyclocheilus rhinocerous, 1944 nucleotides. RefSeq names its product molybdenum cofactor sulfurase-like. The transcript has 12 exons. The record is from RefSeq and is a predicted model, not a curated record. NCBI's taxonomy places the organism in Eukaryota, Metazoa, Chordata, Actinopteri, Cypriniformes, Cyprinidae. Gene Ontology annotation, molecular function: pyridoxal phosphate binding; catalytic activity; molybdenum ion binding. The coding region runs from base 1 to 1896 and encodes 631 amino acids.
AUGUAUGAGCACCGCGGUCGAUGGUUUGUUCUCCUCGACGCUGCCUGUUUUGUAAGCUGCUCACCUCUGGAUCUAAGCCAAUAUCCCGCUGAUUUUGUGCCGAUAUCUUUCUACAAAAUGUUCGGCUUCCCGACUGGACUCGGAGCCUUGCUGGUGAGGAAUGAGGCUGCUGAGGUCUUGAGAAAAACCUACUUUGGAGGAGGGACAGCAGCGGCUUAUCUUGUGGCAGAGAACUAUUUUGUACCAAAGCCAAAUGUAGUCAGCAGGUUUGAGGAUGGCACAAUCUCCUUCCUUGACAUCAUUUCUCUCCAUCAUGGUUUUGAAACACUUCAGAAACUUACAGGCGGUAUGCUGAACAUUCAGCUUCACACAUUUGGUCUAGCUCGCUACACCUACAUUGUCCUCUCGUGCCUGCGUCAUAGCAAUGGAAAACCUGUGGCUCAGAUCCACUAUGAUAAUGACUUUCAGAAUAUUGCUGAACAGGGUGCAAUCCUCAACUUCAGCCUACUGGACUGUCAUGGACGAACAGUAGGAUAUUCUCAGGUGGACAAAAUGGCCAGUCUCUUCAACAUUCAUAUCCGCACAGGCUGUUUCUGCAACACGGGAGCCUGCCAACAUUAUCUGGUUAUCAGCAACCAAAAUGUGAGGAGUAAUUUGCAUGCCGGUCACAUCUGUGGAGACAACAUUGAUCUGAUUGAGGGACGUCCCACAGGAUCCAUUCGUGUGUCUUUUGGAUAUAUGUCUAGUUUUGAGGACUGUCGGAACUUUCUUCGGUUUGUUGUGAACUGUUUUGUGGACAAACCACUAAUCCUGGACCAAAAGAGACUAAUCAAGCUAAAGUCAGCUGAACCGAUGGAGUCUGCAGCAUCUUAUGACCUACCAUCAAAACCAAAUGGCCAACUAGGGCAUGAGAAUGGACAAGUUAUCACUCCUUCACCUGAGAGAAUAACACCAUCUGGAGACACUGUGUCAAAAGAAGGAAAGAAGAACAAUGGCAGUAGCCAUACAUUAACAAAUCUCUUCAUCUAUCCUGUCAAAUCAUGCGCAUCAUUUGAGGUGACAGAGUGGCCACUGGGACCACAGGGUUUGUUGUAUGACCGUUUGUGGAUGGUUGUGAAUGAGAAUGGAGUUUGUUUGAGCCAAAAAAGGGAGCCAAAGCUGUGUCUCAUCCGUCCUGUCAUCUGUCUGGCCUCUAACACACUGCAGCUGCAGGUCUCAGGCAUGGAGGCAGUCACUGUUCCCUUGGAGACCAGUCUAACGAAUUCAGAUCUAAGAACAUCCCAAAGCAAAGUUUGUGGUGACAGGGUACAGACAGUGGAUUGUGGAGAGGAAGUUUCAGCCUGGCUUUCUGAGUUUCUGGGGAAAACUUGUCAUCUUAUAAGGCAAAGGCCUGAAUUCCUGCGUGAUAUGAAAUUUGGGCGAGCAAAAGCGGGGGACUGUGGUGCCACUGCUCUCUCUCUAGUGAACGAGGCACAGUUUCUGCUUAUUAACAGAGCCAGUGUGUCUUUUCUGCAAGAACACAUUGCCAACAGAUAUGAUAGUGUGAAUGAAGGAACAUGGCACGACAUGGAGCAGCUCAUUCAGCGUUUUAGGGCAAAUCUGGUCAUCUCAGGACAGGAGGCAUUUUCAGAGGACGGCUGGUCUCACUUGACAAUAGGAGACACACAGUUUCAGGUGAUUGGGAGAUGUGGCCGCUGUCAGAUGAUUGGAGUUGAUCAGAAAUCAGCCACUAGGACCCAGGAACCCCUUCGGUCUCUUUCUGAAUGCAGAAGUGGACAGGUGACUUUUGGUGUUUACUUGGCUCACCAGACAGCAAGGAACACCACUGCUGUCCUCAUCUUAUCCGUAGGCGCCUGUGUUAUUCCACGAAUAUCAGAAUCUACUGAGAAACCUUAGAAUUAUUUUGUCAUUUUUGUUUGAUUUUUAAAUGAACAAAUGAAUGUA